This is a messenger RNA of Adineta steineri, 564 nucleotides long. The record is from the annotation of a GenBank genome assembly. NCBI's taxonomy places the organism in Eukaryota, Metazoa, Rotifera, Eurotatoria, Adinetida, Adinetidae.
AUGAUAUAUUCAAGUGGAAAACUCGAUUUCAGUCAAGUAAGACUUGUUGGUUCUAAUUUAAUUCUGCGUCCAUGGAAAUUAGAUGAUAAACAUUCAUUGAUUGAAAAUGCAAAUAAUCUAAAUAUUUCAAUUAAUUUACGAGAUCAAUUUCCUUAUCCAUAUACAGAAAAACAUGUUGAUGAAUGGAUUAAAAUGACAGCAACACCAACAUUUAGUAAAAAUCGUUACUUUGCUAUUGAAGUUGAGAAUAAAGCAGUUGGUGGUAUUGGAAUCAUGUUAGGUGAAGAUGUACAUCGUUGUACAGCAGAAUUGGGUUAUUGGUUAGGUGAAUCAUAUUGGAAUCGUGGAUUGAUGAGUGAAGCAGUCAGAUUAAUGAAAGAUUAUGCAUUUGAUAGUUUACCACAAUUACAACGAUUACACGCUGAUCCAUUUAGUAGUAAUAUAGCUUCAGCUAAAGUUUUAGAAAAAGUUGGAUUUCAAUUCGAAGGACGAUUGAAAAAAUCAGUAAUUAAUAGAAAUGGAAAGGUUUUAGAUCAACUUGUUUACUCAUUUAUUAGAGAAUAA